GCAAGUAAGCCUAAAACCGAAGGCCGAAAACCGUUAUCAAAAUUUCCAUCUCCAUCCGCAUCUGCAUCACUGUAGGAAGCAGGAAAUGGAGGAGGAAUCCAUCAGAGAAGCUUCAAAAGAGGUCUGUAGAGAGUUUAAAACCCUAAUUGAUGAGCGAGAUCUGGAUUCCCUCAAGCAAUUGCAGCUUCUCAUAUUGGGAAGGCUGCAGGACAGCAACGCAGUGCUGUCUCAUUUUAAUGAAUAUUCAGAGAAUUGUUUCGCAGAGGUUUCUGCUGAUUUUUCAAGAAACACGCGUCUCUUAAAAUCUAUGAAGUCUGAUCUUGAUUACAUCUUUCAAAAGCUAAGGAGCAUGAAAGCCAAAAUUUUGGCAACUUAUCCAGAUGCUUUUCCAGAUGGAUCCGCAAAAGAAGUGCUUGACCGGAGACCAGACCUUGAAAUGCCUUGAUAACCUUACGUAUGUUUACAUAUUUUUGUCCAUACUCCUCUAUGUAGACUAAAAAUUUCCCCUGCUAAUUUGCCAUCCAUUAUAAGCUCUUUGGGAUUUUCCGUGUGCCAUGUAUGAGAGGUUUUUCUUAAUUAUUUUCCGUGUUUGUACAGAAACGAUAAGGAAAAUGAAAAGGGCAAGUACGAACAUAUUAUUUUUGUGUGGAUCCCUUUCCUUCCUGGGCGAAAAUACUCAAAUGGAAUGAUCAGGUUGCGUAAGCAUAGUAUUUCCAUUAUUUUUGUUGUUGUUGUUUUAUAAAUAACUCUAUGCAGCCAGUAUGGCAGUGUUUGCUUCCUCUCUUUUUUGUUUCUUUUCCACCAUAAGAUUCUCUCCCACUUUAACUGAAAUGGACUCUGGUCCCUAUGCUAUUUUGUUUCAUAAUUUCCUCCAGUUGAACCUAUUGUAAAAAGCCUCUAGUUCUAUCAACGUGGGAGAUGAUGAAUUAUUUUUUA
Populus euphratica (Euphrates poplar) is the source of this 936-nucleotide messenger RNA. Its product is annotated as kxDL motif protein. The record is from RefSeq and is a predicted model, not a curated record. Gene Ontology annotation, biological process: lysosome localization. Lineage: Eukaryota; Viridiplantae; Streptophyta; Magnoliopsida; Malpighiales; Salicaceae. Bases 86 to 445 code for a protein of 119 amino acids. The transcript is spliced from 3 exons. Gene Ontology annotation, cellular component: BORC complex.